Messenger RNA from Malurus melanocephalus (red-backed fairy wren), 7726 nucleotides. RefSeq names its product lymphocyte antigen 75 (gene LY75). The transcript is spliced from 35 exons. Gene Ontology annotation, molecular function: signaling receptor activity. Bases 34 to 5223 code for a protein of 1729 amino acids. The record is from RefSeq and is a predicted model, not a curated record. Lineage: Eukaryota; Metazoa; Chordata; Aves; Passeriformes; Maluridae.
CCGCUCCGCGCAGCCUGCGCGCCGCGGGGGACGAUGGCGGGUGCCGGGCGCUGCCUGCGCGCCUGCGGCCUCGCCUGGCUCCUGCUGUGCUGCGCGGCCCGCCGGGACCCCGCAGGCAAUGAUGYUUUUACCAUUCGCCAUGAUAAACAGAACAAGUGCAUACAAGUUCAAAAAUCGCUGAUAGUGAUAGAUGACUGCAGGGACACAAGUGAAGCUUUAUGGAAAUGGGUAUCCCAGAAUCGCCUCUUUCACUUGGGGUCCAAGCAGUGCCUGGGACUUGAUAUAUUCACCAAAUCAGUGUCUCGCCUGAAAAUGGUUGAUUGUAACUCAGAAUUAAUGCUGUGGUGGCGAUGUGCUGAUGCUUCCAUCAUUGGUGCAUCUCAGUACAAAGUGACUAUCAAGAAUAACUAUGUGACUGCAAGCAUAAAUGCAACAGACCAGUGGAGAAGCAACAAUUCCUCCAGUGAUGUAUGUCAGUAUCCCUACCAUGAGGUUUACACCAAAGAUGGCAACUCUUAUGGUAAACCCUGUGAGUUCCCCUUCCUGUAUAACAAGGUUUGGCAUCAUGACUGCAUUCAGGAUGAAACUCAUGCGGGUGGGAAGUGGUGCGCCACUUCUGAAGAUUAUUCUCGCGAUGGAAAAUGGGGAAUCUGCUUACAGCCAGAGGAUGGUUGUCAUGAUACCUGGGAACGUGAUCCAGGGUCUGAAAAUUGCUACCAGUUUAAUACACAGUCUGCCCUUUCUUGGAAGGAAGCUUAUAUUUCAUGUCARAGGCAAGGAGGAGAUUUACUUAGCAUCCAAAAUGCGUCUGAAUUAAGUUACAUACAAGCCAAGGAUGACAUUGCUGAGAUAUUCUGGAUUGGCUUAAAUCAACUGGACGUUUCUGGAGGUUGGCAGUGGUCAGAUCACAGACCUUUGACUUUUCUCAACUGGCAUCCAGAUAUGCAGAGUUUAUCCCCAUUGGAUGGGACGAGUUGUGUGGUGAUGAAUGCUGCUUCAGGCCAGUGGCAGAGUUACCAUUGUGGGACACAACUUCCAUAUACUUGCAAGAAGUCACUCAAGGAAGUUUCAAGCAUUCCAGAGUUUUGGARCCACUUGGAUACUCGCUGUGAUCCGGGCUGGCUCCCCCACGAUGGCUUUUGCUACAUGCUGAUGAACAACCAGGCAACCUGGAGUACAGCAGAGGAGUUGUGCAAAGCAAAUAAGAGUAACCUUAUCAGCAUUCACUCAUUAGCAGAUGUUGAAUUGGUUGUUACAGAGCUUCAUAAUGAUGCUGAAGAGGAAAUGUGGAUAGGUCUCAGCAAUGACGAUGUGCCAACCCUGUUUAAAUGGUCAGAUCGCUCGCCUGUGGUUUUUACAUACUGGGAUCAGAAUGAACCAAAAGUUCCUUUUAACAGCACUCCUAACUGCGUGUCAUAUUCAGGCAAGCUGGGACAGUGGAGAGUCAAAUCCUGUGAAGAAAAAUUGAAAUAUGUUUGCAAGAAGAAAGGAGAGAUUUUGAAUGAAACAAAAUCAGAUGAAAAUUGUUCAUUGGAAGAGGGGUGGGAGAGACAUGGAAACUACUGUUACAGGAUUGAUAAAAUGGAAGUUUCAUAUGGAGCCCAGUGCAAUCUUACAGUGAUGAACAGAUUUGAACAAGAAUUUAUAAACAGUCUAAUUAGGAAACACACCAAAGUUGAAGAAAAGUACUUCUGGACCGGUUUGCACGAUAUUAGCCAGUCAGGAAUAUAUUCCUGGGGUACGGUGAAUGGGGAAAAGCCUGGAGCUGUGACAUACACUAACUGGAAUUCCAUGCAACCAGAGUUUUCAGGAGGAUGUGUGGCCAUGUCCAGUGGAAAUUCUCUCGGAAAGUGGGAAACCAAGGAUUGUAAAACCACUAAAGCAUUUUCUGUCUGCAAAAAAUACAUCGGGCGGCCCAAAGAGCCAGAAGUGCUCCCAAAACCAACUGAUCCCUGUCCCCCUGGGUGGCACAAUGGAUCUGGCCUUGCCUGCUACAAGUUCUUCCACAGUGAAAGAGUGCUGCGAACCAGGACCUGGGAAGAGGCAGAAAGGUUCUGUGAAGCACUGGGAGGCCAUCUGCCUAGUUUUAGUCACUCAGAAGAAAUCAAGGCACUUCAUUCUAUCCUGAGAAAAAUGAUCAGCAAUGACAGAUGGGUCUGGAUUGGAAUGAAUAAGAGGAGUCCUGAUUCUUUGGGAACCUGGCAAUGGAGUGAUAACAAACCUGUAACCAGUGUUGUUAUGCCACUUGACUAUCUGGAGGAUGAAUAUGAUACAAGAGACUGUGCUGCAUUAAAGACCUCACAGUUUUCACGGAGAUCAUUUUGGAGAUUUUAUUUCCAUGAAGGCAGAGACCUAGAAUUUUACUUCAAGCCUUUUGUUUGUGAUGCUAAACUUGAAUGGGUCUGCCAGAUAACAAAAGGUAGCACUCCAAAGACACCAGAGUGGUACAUACCAGAUGAAAUUGGAAUUCAUGGAGCCCCACUUGUUGUUGAUGGAGCAGAGCUGUGGUUUGUGCCAGAUAAAAACCUGAGCUACCAGGAAGCUAUUUUCUACUGUCAAAAAAAUGAUAGUGAUUUAGCCUCUGUGGAAUCUUAUCCAAAACUAAGGACAAUACUAUCUCAAAUAGAAAAGUUAUCAAACAGUGAACAGAAGUGGUGGCUGAAGUUUAUUGAUUAUGGCUACAGCUAUCAUUCACCUUUACAGCUAUUUCCACGCUUCCAUGAUAGACUCYUGAGAGAUUGCUGGUAUAUUUCCAGAAAGAACUGGCAUAGAGACUACCCAGUUAGCUGUCAUGUGAAACUGCCCUUCAUCUGUGAAAAAAAUAAUGCCUCCUUACUAGAGAGACAUGAUCCCAGUUACCGCCCAGUCCAAAGAGGUUGCCCUAAAGACUGGUAUCAGUUCCGGAAUAAGUGUUUUCUAAAGAUGAAACCCGAACAUUUAACAUUUAGUGCAGCUAAUGAGAAGUGCGUAACUUUUGGAGGCUCUCUUCCAUCUAUCUCAGAUCAAGCUGACCAAGAUUAUAUAACAUCCUUGCUUCCUGGCCUGCCAAAAGAUAUUUGGAUUGGUUUGCAGUUCCUGUUCAGCACAAGGGAGAACAAAUGGAUAGAUGAGAGYAGACUGUUGUAUAGUAACUUUCACCCACUCCUGACAGGACGAUUAAGGAAAAUUCCACUGGAUCUUUUUGAUGAAGAAUUUAACAAUCAGUGUGGUGUAAUCCUCAAUGAUCCCAAAUCACAAUACAUUGGAACAUGGAAUUUCACUGCUUGUGCUGACAGGCACUUCUUGGGUAUCUGCCAGCAGUCUGUAGGAACUGCUGAUAACCAGACAGAGGAAGUCAUUAAUGAAACAUUGAACUAUCAAAAUGUUCAAUACAUGGUAAUUCUGAAGAAUUUGUCCUGGAAUGAUGCAAUGGCUGCAUGUAUAAAUAACAAGAUGCAGCUGGUUAGCAUCACAGAUCAGUUCCAGCAGGCUUUUCUUGCUGUUCAGGCUGCYCGUCAUAAUUACCCAUUCUGGAUUGGACUCUUCAGCAGAGAUGGUGGAAAACACUAUGGCUGGCUGGAUGGGAAGCAUGUGAGGUUUAGUCGCUGGUCUGAAGAUGAUGAUGAAACAAAUGAAGAAUGUGUGUUUUUGGAUACUGAUGGUUUCUGGAGAACUUCUGACUGYUCCUCUGAAAAUAGAGGUGCUAUUUGUUAUGCAUCAGAAAAGAAGAUUGAAGAGGAACAAGUUCCACAAGUGAAGUGCCCACAUAAGAUUAAAAAUACACCCUGGAUAUCAUUUAGAAACAAUUGUUACACUUUUAUGAUAACAAAAAAUAGAUGGAGAGAGCUGAAGUCUCAAGAAGCUCAUCAUUUAUGCAGGAAAAUGAACCCUGAAGCAUUUGUUCUGAGUGUUCGAGAUGAAGAGGAGAAUAGCUUUGUUACUGAGCAGCUUCAUUCGUUCAGCGGUCUGGCUCUGUGGGUCUGGCUGGGUGUGAUCUAUGAUGACAGUGAUAAAGUUCUCAAGUGGUAYGAUGAAACUCAUCUGACUUACAAUAACUGGAGGCUGGGGAGACCUAUCAUAAAGAAGAACAGUUUUUUUGCUGGUGUAAAUCUUGAUGGGUUUUGGGAUAUUUAUAAUUAUUCUCAAAGUUGGCAUGCCAAUCACUACAACAUGUACAGUAUUCUCGCUUGCAAAAUCGAAAGGGGACCCCAACAGCACAAGCCUCCAUUGCCUGAGACUAUUCCACAUGGUAACAGAACAUACAGGAUCCUUCAGAAAAARUUAACAUGGUAUGAGGCAUUGAGAUCAUGCAAACGAAAUAAGAGUGAUUUAGCAAGUGUACACAGUGAAUCAGAACAGUURUUUCUAGAAGAUAUUGUCAAACAGGAUGGUUAUCCUCUGUGGCUUGGCUUGUCAAUUCAUGAUGGAAGUAAAGCUAAUUUUGAAUGGUCUGAUGGAAGUGAUUUUGACUACUAUCCCUGGGAAUUAGAAAACUCAAAUACUACUGAGAACUGUGUUCUGCUGGAUACUAAAGGAUUUUGGAACCGUACAAAAUGUACAAAUGUUGCUGAAGGUGCCAUUUGCUAUAGCCCUCCAAACAAGAGACAAUUUGAGCCAAAGCAAGCAAGUAGAGCCCCCGGAUGCCCGCAGAGCAGUGGGUCCCUGCAGUGGGAACAGUACAGGGAUCACUGUUACGCCUUUGACAUGGCAUUCUACAAUUUCUCCGUGUAUAACAUGGAAGAGGCUAAGAGAAUCUGCCGGAAGCUGAAUCCUUCAGCAACCCUUCUGACGAUAGUGGAUGCUGAAGAAAAUGCAUUUGUGAGCACACACAUAAAGGAACAUGAUCUCAUCACCAAGAACGUAUGGCUUGGCCUGGAUCAGAGCUAUAAGGGUCAUUCCCUCAGCUGGCUGGAUGGCUCAUCAGUUAAUUAUGUCAACUGGGAGAAUAAAACUGCAGAAGCCAAUGAAAAAUGUAGUGUUAUCCUGUCCUCAACUGGCAUGUGGUCCAAAGUUGACUGUGGACGUAGUCGAAGCAGAGUGGUUUGUAAAGCUCCUUUAGGUUCUAAUCAUACUGGUGUGGCUGUAGCAUUUGCCCUGCUGAUAAUCUUGCUUUUCAUUGCUGGACUGAUAUGGUACCUCUACAAAAAGAAGCGUCUUCACUGGAGUGCCUUCUCUUCAGUACGCUAUCAAAGAGGGAUGAAUGAUGAWGAAACUGAUGAUAUGUUCACAAAAGAUAGCUAUUGAAAAACUUACUUCUGAWGAAUUUAAGUAUGAACUUCACUGUGUGAAGCCAUAAGAAAUGAGCUACUUGAUGUUUUAUUACUUCUUUUUGGAAAAGUCACGUUAUUAAUUUGCCCUAAAAUUAGUUCGUUUAUAUAUAAGUGCAAUUUUUAUUCAGUUUUAUGGUAAUUCUUUAUAUUUGGCCUAAGUCUUUUAAGAUGCAAGGUGUUUAGAGUUCUGUUKUAUUUUUUAAUUUAUAGUAUUAUCUCUCUUUACUGGAAUUUUUGAUGGAACAAAUUAAUGCCAACAAUGCUUCAUGCAACAUCACUUUGAUGAAUACACUUAAAAUUUACUUCUCCCAGUACUCUUAUUUAUACUAGGAUUAAAUGCCUAAUUUUAUAGUUACCARCCUAUAACUUUAUAGGUGAAGUAUGUUAUCUGUCCAAGAAACAAAAGAUAUGUUUAAGGAAAGCCUGAGAAUAUAUGGURAACAAACUUGUGUACAUAAAUGCUAAAAAUACUUGAGUAUUUUGCAUAAAACUUAAACUUGAUUUUUGUAUGUGAUGUGUCACUGUAGCCUUUCCUAUGCACUCCAAAGAAAGCUAUAAAGGGAAAAAGGGAAGAUAGAGUUGUAUAUAUUAAUUACUCAAUUAUUUGAUCAAUUAAUGUUUUGAAAAAGUCUUCUGACUUUUUUUAAUGCACAGUACAAAGAACAGAUGCAUUUACUUUUAUGAAGAAGGRUAUGCCAAAGACCAAAUCCAUUCUGCAUGUGGUGGUGGCGUGAGGUGGUGAAUAGGAAUACAUUGGCCUGAUGUGCUGAGAAGAGUACUACUGAUUUCUCUGAAGCAGCAGAGCAAGGCCACAAUGUUCAACUGCCUUCUUUUCCUGCAGUUUACUUACGUUGAUGGCACUUUUCUUUGUUCCUGUUUGCACUAUUUUGAUAAGCAAGUGUUUAUCUUUUGUGUUGAGAAGUAGAGAAUUCCUUGUAGGUACCACUUUGAGCCUCUUAAAACAGCACCCUGAAGGGGCACAGUAAAGGAGCCAUUGUGGUAGUUUGCUGAUCAAAAAAGUAAGCACUUUUGUUGUUUAUUUGGUACUUUGGGCACAAUUGUGAACAUUUGCUUUCCUGAGGUAACUUGUAGAAAAUGUAGUUAUGAUGAAAAUAAUGCUCAUUCUUUUACUUGCCCUGGUAUGAGAAGUGUUUGAAAUGUUGCAAAGUCUGGUUCCUGAUGUCUUCUGGUUUAGUUUAUAUGCCUAAGUGCUUUGCCAAAUGACUUUUAACUUAAUGGACUAAAAAAACGUUGGUUAUUGUCUUUUUCUAACUACAGUAAUAAGUGGGGAAAAUUAUUUACAAGUUCCCAUGUUUUGAGAUUUACUAGUUUUAUAGAUGUUUAUACUUUGAGCAUUUUUAGGUGUGAAUCUGAAAUGGAAAGUGGCAAUUAGUAAAAUCCUAAUUCAACACAAAAGGAUAUAUACUUUUUAUUAAAAAAAUGUAUAUUUUAUUCUUAUAAAUGAUGUAAAUAUUUUUUUUCAGGCCCCAUUUCUUAUGUUUGUUUCAUCACACCAAAGUUGUCUAAUCACUGGUUAUUCUUUUUUGUGGAAGCACAACAGCCUUAGUGCAGGUGAAUAACCCACUCCAUUUGMAAUACACAGGAAGAAUAUUUGGCAGUAUUGUUAUUGAAAGAAUAAAGUUAAAUAAAACACUCAACUGCUUACACUGGUUUUAUUUCCAUGGAAGCAGUUGUCAGAGUUAAGGUAUGGYUCAUUAAUCACUGGGUAAAAAAGCGCAUAGCACAGGGGCUGUGGUCAGAAUUAAAGCCAGUAAGUGUUGUUACCACAAUAAGAAAACUUUAGAGGUAAUAAAUAUCUUUGAUGUAUUUAAAAAGAAUGCUGGUAACUUCCUUUUUGCAGUUGAAAACUUUUUAUCAAGCCGCUUCAGAUUUACACAGUCAGGGAACAUUCCUCUGUGCCUUUUUGUUCUAAUCAGGUUGUAGUUCAUUAGCACCUCAAGGCCCAAAUUAACUCAGAGCAGUAUACAAAGGCUCCCUCCACAAUACCUCUUAAUAUAAGGCAAAGUUAAAACUACUUCCGGCAAAGUAACACUUGCAAUUAAAGAAUGAGAUGUAYUUAUUUUAAGUGAUGUCUGAACUCUGAAUUCCAGAUCUCCAAASUCUCUGACUGCUGGUCAAAGGGCAGUGUUAUUUUUAGCUCCAGUAAUGGMUUGCUGGGAGACAUCCUGUUGUGCAAGAUGACUAACAAGGUCAUCUGCUUCACAAACAUUAAUSUUAAAACUGAAGAUGAUGCACAGGRAAAUGGCAGCAGAGAAAUGCUUUUCCAGGUCCCAGAGCAAUGCAGUUGAGAAGGCAUCCUAAAACUCYUUUAUCCCACGCUCAGACUAUCUGCCAGCUGUGGUAGCUCUAGGCAAAAAGUGUUCACCUUCAGUUCCUCUUCCUGAAUUUUGUCUGGUCCUUGGUGACUCUGUCAUGGAAAGGUUAAUCCACAUCUGCCACUMCACCAGCCAGUAUUU